Messenger RNA from Scedosporium apiospermum, 1305 nucleotides. RefSeq lists its product as uncharacterized. Lineage: Eukaryota; Fungi; Ascomycota; Sordariomycetes; Microascales; Microascaceae. Gene Ontology annotation, biological process: G protein-coupled receptor signaling pathway. The record is from RefSeq and is a predicted model, not a curated record. Gene Ontology annotation, molecular function: guanyl-nucleotide exchange factor activity; G-protein alpha-subunit binding. The transcript has 6 exons. Bases 1 to 1305 code for a protein of 434 amino acids. Gene Ontology annotation, cellular component: cytoplasm.
AUGAACAAAACACCCGAUCAAGUUCGGGAAUCUCUGAACCGCCUCGAGGCCGGUCUCGAGAGACCUUCCGCCGUUCCUGUACCUGACCCCCUCACAACCAAGCGCGGCCUGUCCGUUGUUGGCCGUUACGCCUUCGACAACGAGAAUGUCCCGCUCAACACACGGCGCAUUGCCGCGCGGUGUUUAAACAACAUUAUUGUGCUAGCUCAGCCAAUGCGCCAAGUUUUUGUCGAUGAGGGCUAUCCCCAGAAGGUCGUCGCGCGAUUAAAGAACGGUGAGCCUGACGAUGAACUUGCUUGCGGCAAUCUUCUUCUCUUCUCCUCCGUACAAACUACGCUCGAUCUCAGUCCAUCAUUUGAGAACGAUGGCCUAGCAGAGUUGAUCAACAAUAACCUCGCCCGUCAUGCAAAAUCCGAAUCACCACUGACCGACGACCCCGCCCAACCUUGCGUCGCAAGCUUGAAACUCAUGUCUACCUUAGCAGUCAGUUACGAGGCCCAAGCCCACCUCUUCAUCCCCUCUGUCCAGUCCGUUUUCGACCUCCUCGACAAGGUCACCAUACCCACUCCGCCUAUGCAGCUCCCCGUCUCUCUACUAGUAGGCUGCUUGGCCUCCGUUCCGUUCCACGACAAGUCUAGAAAGGGCGUUUCCUUCCCCAAGGCCAACGUGGGGAAAUUGAUAGACGUGGUAGAUGCUUCCCUCAGGAGCUAUGCAGGGAAGGCUGGAGAGAUGAAUUUGUUGACUCCAAUGGUGGCCCUACACCGUGUGGCGCAAGCAGCAGAUCUGGAGUCGGAUACUAUAAAACAGCUGAAAGAACGCCUACUCCCCUCAGAGGAGGACCGGAAAGAAGUGCUUGGAAGGGGCCAAACGCUUCCACAUAGGCUGUUGCGCUUCGGCGUAAACUCGACGUCUCCCGAGCUAAGAGAUCCUACUCUAUCUCUCCUCUUCGAACUAUCCAAUAAAGACCCCCGAGAGUUUAUCCGCAACGUGGGUUUCGGAAAUGCCAUCGGAUAUCUCACUACGAAGGGCAUCAACGUCUCGCAGGAGGACAUGGCAGCAGGCGGCGGUGACGUCACCGAUACCCGGCCCAUUAACCCGAUCACUGGACAGAGGAUGGACAUGGAGGCGGAAGUCGACUUACCCGAGAUGACGGAUGAGGAGAAGGAGCGCGAGGCUGAGAGAUUGUUUGUUCUUUUCGAAAGAUUGAGAGCAACAGGCGUUGUCAACGUGGAGAACCCGGCAGCUCGAGCGGCGAGUAUGCCCUCUGUGGAGGAAGUCGAAUCUAGUGAUGACGAGAAGAAAUAG